AUGUCGACGAUAACCUUCUACCCGAGCAGCGAUGAUAAGACUCACGGAGUGUGCGCGGUGCUGGACCGCCUGCCUCACAGCUUCGCUUGUUUGGCGUUGGCAGCUGACAAGUCUCGACGAGCAGAUCUCAACAAGACGCUGUCUGAGUGGAAGACAAGGGCUGUCGCUCGCGUGCGAGACAUUGAACUUCCCAAGCUCGGCCUGUUCCGUGACGACAGGGACGCAUCCAGCCCGUGGGCACCUGAAAAAGAGCGUAGUAUCGAGAAGAUAAGGGAGUGCAUUGGGCUUGGCGCAGACCCCCCUGAAACUCUAGUGCUUACGAGCUGGGCGCACGACAGGGAUGGCAUGCCGUUUGCCUCCCGGGCGCUCACGACAUGUGCGAAGGCUGCCUUCAAGCCGAAGAAGGCAGGGCUGGUGAUGACCCUUAAGGUGUACCACCUGGCCUGGUUGGAGCAUGUGGUCUCCGACUGCGUCCUCUCCUGGGAGGAGCGGAAAGGCCGGCUCUCCAACUCGGCGGGCGGGAACGCCCACGUUGUGGAUGGGCUCAAGGUCCUGGUCAAGGAGGUCGUGGAGAGGGCCAUCCGUAUCCGCAACCCCGAGUAUGACGCAGAGCGCGAGGCGUGGAUUUGGGGGCGCCAUGGACUGCGCAUCUCUGCGUGCGGCCUGGAGCACAUGAGGCCCAUGGCCGCCGCCCAGUCCGAAGGCAUCGUAGGGGAUGACGACCUUUCGGCGUCACUUGGUGCUAAGUAG
Closterium sp. NIES-65 is the source of this 750-nucleotide messenger RNA. NCBI's taxonomy places the organism in Eukaryota, Viridiplantae, Streptophyta, Zygnematophyceae, Desmidiales, Closteriaceae. The record is from the annotation of a GenBank genome assembly.